UCAUUUCCUCUGUCUCAUUCUCGAAAUCAACAAUGGAGUUUACGAAACAUUUGAUUGAUCAGGCCUCCAGACGGCUUUCGGGUGAUCUGGACAAAACCCAGAUGACCUGGUCCCCGGCCGGAAACCAGGACCUUAGAAUAAUAGCCACCACCACCAUCGGCAUCAUAUUAUUCACCCUCUUAUUCGCCUUGUUUAAGUGCUUGUCCCUAUCAAUCCACCGCUCUGCCUCCGUCCUUCAGACUUCCACCAAUGAAAACCCAUCACUCGAUGAAGAGCUCGUUGCGUUUCCAAUAAUCAUAUACGGAGUCCCGACGGAGGAAAACCCUUCAUCGUCAUUUGAGGCGGCGGAGGACUGUGCUGUAUGCUUAGAAAAGUAUGAAGACGGCGACGCGAUUAGGGUUUUACCUAGGUGUAAGCACAUGUUUCAUAAGGAGUGUCUUGAGAAGUGGAUUCAGGUGCCGUCGUUGUAUUGUCCCAUUUGCCGGAUUCAGAUGCUGGAACGAUCGAUUCAACCUCCAAGCACAAGUUGCACGGUUGCUAUUAAUCACGCGGAAGGUCACCUACACCAAAAUUGAAGAAUUACUGAAGAGUUAUGUCUUUAUUGACUUCUUCAAAAUAUCAAAUCUUGAUCAACAAAAUGAAAAGUAAAUCUCGUAGUUUUCAUCUUUAUGAAUUGGCAAAUAAAUUCUAUGAGAAAUGUGUUUGUCAAUGGUGCCUUUAUCAUGACCAGUACAUGUUGAAUGACUUCGUCUACAAGCAUCCGUAAGCGUAAAGCUCCUCUUUGAAUCUUUCAGGGGGUGAUUUGAGUGGUCAGUUAUGUGAAGGAUGAGAUUUAUGUUCUCCUUAUUUUGUGAAUGGGAUUAGAUGUUAUCAUCUUCCAUCCCUUUAAUCCUCAGCCAGUUAACUCAAAUUUUGAAUUUUUUUAAUUAAAAAUUUUAAUAUAA
Molecule: messenger RNA, 944 nt
Organism: Rubroshorea leprosula
Lineage: Eukaryota; Viridiplantae; Streptophyta; Magnoliopsida; Malvales; Dipterocarpaceae
Source: the annotation of a GenBank genome assembly